This is a messenger RNA of Gadus macrocephalus (Pacific cod), 2527 nucleotides long. Its product is annotated as testican-1-like. NCBI's taxonomy places the organism in Eukaryota, Metazoa, Chordata, Actinopteri, Gadiformes, Gadidae. Gene Ontology annotation, molecular function: calcium ion binding; protein binding. The record is from RefSeq and is a predicted model, not a curated record.
AUGUCCCUGUCCUUCUUUUCACCCCCUCCUCCUCCUGCCCGUCGCAUCUCUUCUCUCGGCUGGCCUGUGAAGGAAGUGGAGGAGGACUACUUCAAGAGCUGGCCUCCCGCAAAGUCUCUGGACCAAGGUGCGGACGCGGCUAGGGACCCCUGUCGAAAGGUCCGCUGCCCUCCGCACAAGGUGUGUGUCAGCCAGGACUCCGUCACCGCCGUGUGCACCCGCAGGAAGCAGCCGACACCUGGUGUAAAAGCCAGGAAAGGAAGUGUAGGCAACAAACACUGGCUUGAAGCAGGCGCUCAUGGGAAAUGUAGGCCGUGUUCAGGGAGCCUCAGUUCUGUAUGUGGCUCCGAUGGCCAUACCUACUCCUCCAAGUGUAAGCUGGACUUCCACGGCUGUUUGUCUGGGAAGGUGCUCUCGGUGAAGUGUGACGGUCUGUGCCCAUGUCUUCCCAGUCAGGAGGCCAGCCGACCAGCACGCCCCGACCACCGUGCAGUCUGCAGUGACAGAGACCUUCACAGUCUGGCCUCCAGACUGAAGGACUGGUUCGGAGUCCUCCACCUCGAUGCCAACCGAGACCUCAAAGCCUCCGACAGCUCAGACUCCGCCCAGGGACGCUUCGACACCAGCAUCCUGCCCAUCUGCAAGGACUCGCUGGGCUGGAUGUUCAACAAGCUGGACGUGAACUUUGACCUGCUGCUGGACCAAUCAGAGCUGAGCACCCUCUACCUGGACAAGUACGAGCUGUGCAUGAAGCCGCUCUUCAACUCCUGCGACUCCUUCAAGGAUGGAAAGCUCUCCAACAACGAGUGGUGCUACUGCUUCCAGAAGCCCGAGGGACUGCCCUGCCAGAACCAGAGGAGCAGGGUUCAGCUGCUGGGGCGACAGAAGAGUCUCAUUGGAGCCUACAUCCCUCGCUGUACGGAGGUGGGCUACUUCAAGCCCACUCAGUGUCACGGCAGCACGGGUCAGUGUUGGUGUGUGGACAAAUACGGCAACGAGAUCGCAGGCUCCAGGAAACAGGGCAACCCCAGCUGUGACGAGGAGCAGGAGACCUCGGGGGACUCCGGCAGCGGAGGAGCCCUGAUCCUCCUCGACGACCACGAGGAGGGGCCCUCGGUGAGUGGGCGUGGCCGACCGAAGAAGGGGCGGGGCCGGAAGCACCACCGGAGAGCCCUCGAGGACGACGAGGACGAGGACGAGGGCGACGACAAAGACGCCGAGAUGGGACACAUCUGGUAGCUCCGCCCCCCGGAGCGCCUUGACGUCAGCCAACCGGGAGCCUCCGUUAACCCAGCACCGAUCUGAAGCCGACCCUGCCUGCUCUUUGUCCCGCCCCCUUUAUGUCCGAGCCACCUGGCAUUGGUCCAUCUUGUUGGAACGAGAACUUGCUCCGAUAUCGACGGGCUGUCUUCUGUGUGAGUGACAAACAGCCAUUCUACCGCUCCUCCUUUCCUCUUGUGCUCCUACCAUCUCCUCUCCCCCUCCUGGCUGUGUGUGUGUGUGUGUGUGUGUGUGUGUGUGUGUGUGUGUGUGUGUGUGUGUGUGUGUGUGUGUGUGUGUGUGUGUGUGUGUGUGUGUGUUUGUGUGCGUCCGUCCCUCCCUAUCUCUGAGUGUAGAUUUGAAGCCUCCUCUGAGAUCCAAGCUGUGGGCCGUAUGUAAAUAAGCCCCCUACAGGGCUGGGCUCCAGCCUGGGUUCCCCGUCUCCACUGAUGUGCCGUGCCCCAGCAGGGGGGGCUCUAAGGGGGCCGGGCACGGGCGUCGUUGUGUGUAACUCACUGAAGGUUUGCUUGAUCGCUUUUGUUUUUAUCUUGAAUGUCCCAGACCAGCGCCCGCCCGCCCCCCCCCCCCCCCCCCCCUCCAGAACGACGCAGUGAGAGUAACGAUGUUCCCCCGCUGUCGAUGUUGAUGUUGUUGCAUGUGUCGCAUCGUCUCCGUGUUAAGUGUAGCCUCGUGCAGGUGGACCCCCAGACCCGCCCCCCCCCCCCCCCACGCCUCAGCUCCAGAGACGGCACACACGCCGAGAGACUGCUCCCAGGGGGGGCCGGCGGUCCUAGCGGCGUUGCUCUGCCACUUUGGUUCGCUAUCACCCCCCCUCGACCGGAACUCGCAAGAGGCGAAGCCCGUCGCUGGCCUCAGGAAAAAACAUCGCUGGGUCUAGGUAAACACACAGCCCCCCCAACCCCCCUCCCCUACACGGCCCCCCCACUGCGGCCAGCAGUCGCUCCAGGGCUGCUGUUAGUUGGUAAUGCUGCUGCUGUGUGAGUGGUGAGUAGACACCAGAGGAAGGAGCUGCCCCCCCCCCCCACACACACACACACACCGGCCUGGGGUAGGGGACCGGGCACAGGGGGAAGAGGAUGGAGCAUUUAUUUAUUUUAUUCAUUUAUUUUUUCAGUCUGCCCUCUGGAUGAUGGAAUUGUGCAUUGAUUUGGAGUUGAAGUUGUCCACUAUGUCAACGAGUGAACGUCUGUUUGUAACUUUGACGAGUUUCAGUAAAGUGGCACCUUGAGUGUCUUCGGAAACCUGA